CCCUACCAAUCCUUUCUGCUUAUCCCUCCAAGCCGACAAAACUCGACGCCAAUGCCGCUAUAUUAAGAGAAUGGCCUGAUGUACUCUCCGGCAGCCAACCUGGUCUGCCGUCCAAGCGCACGAUGCUAACCGCCGAGAAGCCCUGAGACUGGCGGGGUAUUGGACGAGUGAUGGCAAAGGUAUUGGCUUGGAUAAAAGAUGUUCGCAGGCGGCCACGCAAAUAUAGAGACAUGCCCUCCGUUCUGGUAGCGAGUUGUUGGUAUUCCUCCAGUUGAUCGAACGUCCUUCACGCCAGCCUCGUGUUACCUCAUAUCCAAUUCAUCCUCCCGUCCACGCCGCAUUCCACGGCACAUCGACAUCAUGAGCAGGCCUCUCCUCCUCUCAUUCCUCCUCUCAUUCCUCCUCCCUCUGCUCGCCCUUGCUCAGGACUCCUCCUCGGGCAGCGAGCUUCCUCCUCCCGGCUACAACGGCGGUAGCGAUAACCCGCAAGACCCUAGCGAUGCUGGUGCUGCGGGAACACAGAAGGGUGCUUUCUCGCUCUCGGGAGGUGCUAUCGCAGCGAUCAUUGUCGUCGCCGUUCUAGUCGUUCUUGGAUCCAUCGCAUCGGGUGUACUUUGGUGGCUUGCGAAGAAGCGCCAGUGGGACGUUCGAGCAUCCAUCCGCCGUGCGUCUCGUCGCUUUACUGGCCGCGCGAACAACGACACCGGCAAGCAGAACCGCGAGAACCGAAGGACAGGCAUCAGACUCAACUCGCCGCCCCCGGGCAAGAACGCCAACAAGAUGCGCGAUAUCGAGAAGGGCCUUCCUCUGUCCAACAAGGCGCCACAAACUACAACUACCAUCACGAGCGUGAUGAGGUGAAGCUCCAAAGGCAUAGCAUAGACUAUCUGGAAGCAACACGAGCGCCGCCACGCGGGUCGAGGCACCCGUCGAUGAGAAAGACGAUAGCAGAGUUUAGAACAGGACGCCUUGCAGCUUGCAUCCGUCGCAAUGCGCACAUGCAUACCGCACCCUUCAUGCGGCCUAUCAUAGCAUGCAGAGCAUGCGUCUUUCGGGCGUACACGAAUAUCACGGCAACGAUAGCACUUGGGAAGCGGUCGAUGGCCGCCUAGGACUCUGGAGCAUUUGCACUUUGGGUAUCAUUAUUUUCUUGUCAGCAUCUUAUGAUACCACGCUUUUUCGGACGUAUGGAUAAUGGACGCAUCGGUCAGCGUCGAUAGGGUCAAGACGUAGACCGUAGAGUUCGAUAGUACCUAAAUAUGACUAUAACCACAUUUCCAAAGACCCCAAAUUUUCUACCCAC
Molecule: messenger RNA, 1303 nt
Organism: Alternaria rosae
Lineage: Eukaryota; Fungi; Ascomycota; Dothideomycetes; Pleosporales; Pleosporaceae
Exons: 2
Coding region: 361-861 (166 amino acids)
Source: RefSeq, a predicted model, not a curated record